CUCAAAUCCCAGAAACAUCUGCCUCCUGCUGAAGAGUCGGCUAAAGAGGGAAAAACCUGUGCUGAGGAAACACAGUGAAAACCAGAGAGAAAGAAAGAGUGAAUGGGGAAAAAGGAAGGAUGAGGCCUCCAUUCACAGCUGGGCUGCGCUAUAUAGAACACGUGUGGCGGAGAAAUAGCAUUUCCUGAGGGAGGAGAGAGGAUGGAGAGAGCGGUGAGAGAGAAAGAGAGCAACGAGAAGGAGGAAGCGAAAGAGGAAAGUGUGUGAAGACGGCCCAGGCAGUGAAAGAUGGAAGUAUGUUCUUUGUGGAGAAUUAUACAAAAGAGCUAAAGAGAUUUUUUUGAAACUUUCAUUUAGCAGAGGAAGCAACAAUGCCAGACUCAAACCUGGGAUUGAGUGGGUGCAGUAAGCCACAGGCAUGGCAUUGGUCCAGUCCCUUCCAGUGACUACUGACCACCAACCUCCAGGACUGGAGAGUCGAAGACAACGUUUGUCUCCUGUUUCACCACCCUCUCUAGGGGGCAUGGGUUCCGUAAGCAGUAUGAUCCCCAGCCACACCGCAUACCACGGUCGGAACAACUUGGAGGUCACGGCUCAGAUUCGCCGAGGAGUAGCAGGCUCGGGACGGCUCCACUCCGAGUCCUCUCGUGAAGGAAUCUAUGUAAGUCAAACACCAUCAAGCAAGAGGAAGGCCAUUGCAGCUCGAGGUAAAGGAAUUGGCGGACGAUCCUAUUCACAUGAGGAUUUGAUCACUGACUGGAAUGAUAACUGGUUGCAUUUAAGCCAGAAUGGAGGGGAGAUGGGCGUGGAUGGGCCUCCUAAAUUGGUACCUGUUUCUGGACAGUUAGAGAGGAAUGUACAGCAGGCCAUCAUCCGACCAACAGCGUUCAAGCCUGUGGUGCCAAAGAGUAGAAAUGCUAUGCAGUAUCUCUCGCCACAGCUAGGAGGCUUAUCAGGGAGCCAGGGCAAUCUCAGCGUACUCUCUCCAGAACAAGACGUCAACCCGGUAACCACAGAACGACGCAGCUCCUACAGUGGGGCUCGAAAUGGUUUGUUCAGCCAGUCCUUUACCAUGACAGACUCAGGCCGGAACUCAUUAACUAACCUGAAUGCAUACAAUGGCCCAGUUUAUAGUUCGAACCAAACAGAAGCUAGCAAGCCUGUGCUUAACCAUGGGCACUCUAAUUCAGACAGUGGACGUUCAUCUUCUAGCAAAAGCACGGGAUCUCUUGGAAGUCGCAGUCAACCAGGUAUAUCAGACUUGGGAUCAGGUGGACCCUCUCCUCCACCAAUAGAGGCUUAUGAGGCCAUUGUGAGAGACUUGGAGGAAAAAUUAAGAGAGAGAGAGCUGGAGUUGCAGCACUUACGAGAAAACCUGGAUGAGAAUGAGGUAGCUAUUUGUCAGGUGUAUGAAGAGAAGCAGAAGCGCAGUGAGCUGGAGAUGGAAGAAUUGCGACAGAGCUGUGCCACUAAAAUGCAGAAGGCAUCACAGAAGGCCCAGCGGGCACAGCAACUCCUUCAGUUCCAGGUCUUCCAGCUUCAGCAGGAGAAAAAGAAGCUACAUGAUGACUUUACACAAGUCUUGCAGGAACGGGAGAGGUUUGAGGAACGCUGUGCUUCCUUUGAACGGGAACACACACAACUGGGACCCAGACUGGAAGAGACCAAAUGGGAGGUGUGUCAGAAGACAGGCGAGAUCUCUUUGCUAAAGCAGCAGCUGAAGGACUUGCAGACAGACCUGUCUCAGCGAGUAGGAGAGGUGGUGACACUACGAGGACAGUUGCGUGAAGUGCGGACUGAGCUUCAGAACUGCCAGAGCCAACUACAGGAGGCACAUACACACACACGUACCCGUGCCCUCGAGCUGGAGGUGUGUGAGAACGAGCUGCAACGGCGCAAAAGCGAGAACGAGCUGCUGCGAGAGAAAAUGAGCCGUCUGGAAGAGGAGUUACUGCGACUCCGACAGGCUUUGAACGAGUAUGCUGAGGCUCCGCCCCUCAUGCAGGAACCAGGCUACAGAGGAGGAGGGGGAGGAGCUGGGGGUGGUACAAGUAUCGAGGAGCAAAGGUUGGCAAGUGAUGGGGAGGAGGUCAAAGGUCAGCGUGAGGGUUCCAGGCAUCAGGUGGAAAGGAUGAAAGGUGAGCUGGCUCGCCAGAGGCAAUUGGUCGAAGAUCAGGCGGCGGCAUUUGAGAACGAGCGCCACUGCUGGGAGGAAGAGAAGGACAAAGUUAUUCGUUAUCAGAAGCAGCUGCAGCAAAACUAUGUUCAGAUGUACCGCCGCAAUCGUGAGCUGGAGGCAGCCCUACGUGAGCUUAGCCUCGAGUUGGAGAAACGAGAACAGGACGACGAGAGCAGCGGCAAUGAGGUCACCUUUGACGAUGUUGCUGCAACCGAGAUAUAACACAAUAGAACGAAUUCGAGUUGGUCAUACCUUUUAUUUUCAUAGCCAAAUACAGCUUUAUUUCCUCACUGGUUGAAAACACACAUGCACAGGACUCAAUAAACUCAAAAGAAGAUUUGGAUGAAGAAUAGUAAUAGUUUUUUCUUUUACCUGUAUUUUGACAAAUCUCACCGUUGGCCCAAGGAUUGACUAGACAAAUGUAGAAAUAUCCAUUAUGAGAGAUCCCUCAGAAUAUUGGUUGGGGAGAGGUAAUGCUUCUCCUUUGCUUCUCAAAAUCUGUUUUUGCUUUUAUAUCCAAAGUCAUUCACGAAUGACUUCCUGAUUAUACAAUUCAAAUUUAAAGUUCCUUUUUCUAGUCAGGGUCUCGGUGGAGCCGAAACCAAACCCAGGAACACCAAGAAGUUCUUUAAAUGGUCUACAAGCUUACCCAUUGCCUAUUCUUAGUUAUUGUCGAUAUUUAAGGAUUUCCCAAUCCUUCCCAGGUCCCAAUACAUUAACUAAAAUCAUCUUCUCUUUAGAUAUGUGUAAUUAAAUCAUUUUAACCCUUUCAAUCUAAUCAACACAAUGACCUGGGAAUCAUCUCUGCAAUCUAAUACUAAAUAUUUGUGACCAUAUUUAUUGUGUUAAAUAGAAUAAUAAACUUUAAAAUAGGUUAUUUUGACCUAAAGCAAUCUGCCUUUCCAGUGCUACACUAUCAUACUGAACAUCCAUUCACAUAUACAGGACCCUGAAGAGGUCAUUAAAGGUUUGUAUUUUAUAUUUUUAGGUCAUAAAUAUGUCACAUAUAAUGUGACUAUAAUAGUGUACGCUAAAUUAUCUCGAAAUCUUGGGCACAAAGGGUAAAGUUCAAGGUUUUCCGUCUCAUAUUUCUACCUUCUAUCUGCUUUCACAUGCUGUCAUGAGACUAGUUGUACUUGCCACGUCUGUUUUCAUGCUUAAUGCCGUCAUCCUCGUAUAGAGUUUGAAACUCAAAUUUAUGCCAAUUUAAUACGUAAUUGUCAAAUGGUGUCUCAGGAGACAUCACUUCAGCAAUGUACAACUGCUUUGUUUGACCUUCGAAUGUUUUAGAGUUAAUGCAAGAGUCACUUAAGUGCACUUUGGGUGUGUGAAGAGAGGGUGUGAUGCUAGUGUUUAUUCCACAGUAUCAGCUGAGAUCUUCAUCUCAUGAAGACAUAGCAAAAAGCAACUAAAUUUAAAGAAAAAAAGUAAAAGCUUAGCAUUCCCAAACAAAAGAUGUACAGUACCUUUAAAAAAACAGGUACUCAUGUAUUCUUUACAUAAUUGAGGAUUUUUUUUAUUCAUAAAAAUGUUUUAUCUGGCUCUGUUUGGAAAUACUUAGUUGGUUUCUACUUUUCAGCUUUUUCUCACAGGGACAAACUGAAAAACUAUUUAGCAGGGGUGGACAAAUCAGUGACCUAGGACUAGAACUUUUAAUGUUAGACGAGUAGGUUGGAAUUAAAACUAAAACAGCGUAGUCUUGAUCGUCUUACUCUAAACAAAAACCAUCAAAUGCAAUCAGUUCACAUUUUAGAUUUUAUGGGAGAGACACAAUUCGGAUUUGAAUAGUAGAUUUAAUGUUUAGGUGUGAAACAUUGGCUAAUGAUUUGCUGACUUUCUAGUCAAGUCCAAAACGUACUUGAUUACAUGCUUUAUUUAAUUUAACUUAGUUGCCACAUCAUGCCUUAUUAGAAAGAAAGAACUCUAUAUACACAUUAAAAGUACCUCUACACACACUAACCAGAACUUAAGUACAGUGUUCUGUACUUAAGUUUUAAUAUGUUUAAUUUAUACAGCGCCUUUCCCAAGCUCAAGAAAGCAUCACAAUAAAGAAUAAGAAUAUAUGGCCAAAAAUAGUCAAUCCUAUGGACUUGGACAUUUGCCCAGACCAGAACAAAAGCCAAUGCAGUUGCAUGUAACAGUUCUAUCAAAUUGUAAAAGCCAUUAAAUCCAUAACAAAUAACACAGAACAUUGUAUAGAUAGCUUAGAAAGCAUAGGCAAUACAAGCAUGGAAACACAAAAACAGUACAUGGAACAAACACACUAAUGACUGGUAAUACUGAGAGAAUAAAUAGGUUUUAAGAUUAUUAUUUAUAGAUAGAACUGGUUGUCCGAAGUUCCAGGAUGAGUGAGUACAAGUGGUGUUUCCAAGCAACCGAAUCAUAAAUCAGUGAUUUUAAGAUAUGUCUAUUCCUGUUUUUAGGAUUCUAGAUGAAACAUUUUGUCUAACAGUUUGGUAAAUAAAAUAUAAAUUAUAUGGGUAUAAUAUGGUCCAAAAGUCUGAGUCCACUAGCAGAAAUUACACACGUAGACAUUGUGCAGUCAAUGUUAUUACUUCAAGUAGAACCUGACUCAAAUAUUCCAGGAGGAUAUGAUGUUUCACUUCAGGUAAAAAAAAAUUGAGCAAAUGUCUCACUCUGUUUGAAAACAAUGAACCAACAAGCAAUUCCUUCAAACGAUAUAUGCAUAUACUGCACAUACAGUAUGUCAAUUUCUAAUAGCUUGAAUAAACAAAAUGCUUCAUUCUAAAACCUUAAACCUAAAACUAAAAAGCUUUUCUGUCUGAAAGCCAAAGAGUGUUUUCUGCAUAAAAUUUGCAUCUGGCUCAGGAGUGGCAGGAGAAUCGGACAAAACCUGAUACAGUAUUGGAUGAAAUGACUUUAUUCAGGAACAUGGCCCAAUACAGGAAAGCAUUCAUACAUAACACAUGGAGAAGUAAAUUUUAUUUAUUUAUUUAUUUAUUUUUCUUCGAAAAGAAUUACUAUUGGAUGUUAUUUGAGAUAUUAGGAGGUAGACAUAAUUAACACUAACAAAAUAUGCAUACAUUUGGUAUGGUCAAAAAGUAAUAAGCAAAUGAUGUCAAUAUCAGAUAAUUUUUCAUGUUGAUUUAUGUUUAAUUAGUGUAGUGUAAUGCAAAUUAAUAAUAAUAUUAACAAUAAAGUAAAUAGAAACACAUAUCUCUUCUAAAUUUGUGGUGGCCUGGGAAAUCCAUUCCAUGGUGGAUUUUUGAUGUAUGUCCAUAUAUUAUAUAUGUACGAUGUUAAGUUCACCUCUUAAAGACUAAAUUCUUAUCCCAUGUAAAGUGAUCUGCAAUGAAAACUAAAUACUAUCCUGAAAUAGUUUCACUCUGGUUAGUUCUAAAAAUAAAAAAAUUGGAAAAAAUAUAUUUUAAGAUUCCUUUCUUACUGUGGCACAGGAGCGUCUUAGACAUUUUGACAGCACAUACCUAAUUAUAAGCCGUACAGGUUAGACUUAUGUCUGAUUUACUAUAGUGCAAAAAAUAGCAUUGACAGCUUGAUGAAAUCAAGGCAUUCACCGUGUGAUGAAAUCCAAUUUGGCUAGCGAGGUGUUAGGCAGCACAUGCAAGGUUAAUUUACAUAUAAAAACAGCAUCAUGCAAUUUUUCUGAAAUAUAUUUAUGAUGUAUAUAUUGCUUUUGGCUCAACCGUAGCAUAAAACAAAGAUGAUUUUUCUCCAGGCUACCACACCAAAAAAUAAGCAUAUGGUUUGGUAAUGAUGAAGGACGAUUUAACAGUAAAACUUUCUUUCGGCUUCUCCCAUUAGGGGUCGCCACAGCGGAUCAUCCGCAUGUUCGAUUUGGCACAUAUUUUAUGCUGGAUGCCCUUCCUAAUCCUCCCCAUUUAUCCUAGCUUGGGACCGGCACUAAGAGUGGCUGGGGUUGGUUCCCUGACCGGGGAUCGAACCCGGGCCACAGCGGUGAGAGCACCGCAUCCUAACCACUAGACCACCAGGGAACAAGGACGAUUAAACAGUACCGAACAUAAUUGUGGCAUGAAGCUGAAUGCUGGGUUACGCCAAUAAUUAAUAGUCAUUUAUGUAGAUUUAUUUUAAUCAGAUAUGGAAUAGACAUAAUUAACUCUAAUCACAAUUAAUACUUGUAUUUCUACUAAUUCUGACAUUCAUAGAUUGUUCGUGUUAAAUAUGUCAAAAUCUAUGAUAAAAAGUUAUUGCGAGUGGACUUCGACUUUGAACCUUUAUCUUAUGUAUAUUUGGCACCUAAAAAUAAUGAGAUAGAAAAUCAAGUUAAAUGUGUAUUUUCUCACUAAUUUCCCCAAAGAGGCCAUUUUAUAUACUGUGAUCCACAAAUAUGUUCUGCCAAAACUUUGUAUAUAUGUGUGUAUGUGUGUGUAUAUAUAAACUCUUAUUUUUCUUGUAAUGGUAAAAUUGACUCACCAUCAUAUAUAAGGUAUUUAACAUUAAGGAAUAAAAAUGAAAAAGCAUCAUUAAUUCAAUACUUGUAAUAUACCUGUAUAUGGGCACACUUUAGAUAUUUGGUAAUAUAUUGUUGUAUAAUAUAGUCACUGUGAGUAGACCAAAGCAUUGUCACGUACUUGACGUGGUUAUUUUGCCGUUAACGUGGUGAAAGUGUCAAAGUGUGUGUGCUAUAUACACAACUUUUUAAAAAAAACUAUUACAGUAUUUGUAUAAAGCUAUGAUACUGUAUUUUAAUGCUGUACAUUUCUGACUGUUUUUAAUUAAAAUAAAUAAAAUAAAAUAUCUGGCAAAUAAA
Messenger RNA from Silurus meridionalis, 6929 nucleotides. RefSeq names its product leucine zipper, putative tumor suppressor 2b (gene lzts2b). Gene Ontology annotation, biological process: negative regulation of canonical Wnt signaling pathway; cell division. The transcript is spliced from 5 exons. The record is from RefSeq and is a predicted model, not a curated record. NCBI's taxonomy places the organism in Eukaryota, Metazoa, Chordata, Actinopteri, Siluriformes, Siluridae. Bases 419 to 2401 code for a protein of 660 amino acids.